CCGACACAUUAUAUAAAGCUACUCGAGUAGAUGUAAACAGGUAACGUAGCGACGUAAGUGAUUUUCUCGUUGUUUUCAUAAACGUCAGUUUUCCUUAUCAAUAAUGCCUCUACGCGGACGAUGCAUAUGCGUAACAGUGAGCCUGUCGAUGUUCCUGGUUAUCGUACGAGCCAUACAGAAUGCACCUAGUUCCGACCAGAAACCGGCGCCAUCUCCAGCUUCCAUCCCACCUUUUUCAACAGUCAACAAGUAACGCCUGUCCCUGGAAAUAAAGGAAAGAAAACGGGAUGCGGAGUACCCAACAUGGUGAAAACCGUGCCCAUUACGGAGCCGGAACGGUUUGCUGGCCACUGGUACAAACAUCGCCACUCUGGCCUAAAAACUUUGAACCAGUUUGUGGAUCACAUUCCGCUGAACCGCACCGGAUUGGCGUUUACGAACAUUCCGGCCACCGGGAUGCUCCUGCACAUUUCACAGUACAACAGUGUUAAUGAUACGGACUGUGUGUAUCGGUUGUUUCUCGGCUUAUUCGGACACAACGGACAGUGUCCGGGCAAAGCGCUAUCUUCGGUAGAUUCCGACAUACCUGUGACGAAUAAUAUCAACAUGUUGUACGUGGAUUAUGACCGGGUGACCAUCGCCUAUAUCUGUCGCUCCACCAACUACAAAACCGGCUUUUGUGACCACCCGGUCUUCCACGUAUUGACCCGUGCUCGACCGGAUAAGAUGCCCGCCAAAGAACUGAAGGCCAUCGACGACCUUGUGGACCAGACGCUGGCGCCCUACUGCCUUACUGCCGCUGACGUCGACCCGCAGAUGUACUCCGACGCGAGACCCUUCUGCAAACCGGCUGAUCUCGGGGAUACGUGCGCCUUUCGCGCCAUGACGGCGCUGACCGAGGACAUCAAUAACUCCACACAGUAUCAGUACAAGGAAAUUAAGCCGUAGUCGUUCGAACACCUGGGUUCGGCAACCGAUCACGAUUGUUACUCUCACGGUCAGUCUUGGAAUAUGGGAAAGGAAUUCUCUGGACAUUUUAAUGUUUUUGUUUGUUGAGUAUUGCUUUGCAGUUUGUGGUUUCAAUUUUUUGUACAGUCGACAAUUACAGAGGACGAACAGUACGUGAAUGUUGUAUUCUGGUACCGUUAUUGUGAUUUGUUAGUUGUGGCAUUUUGUGAUGCGUUAUAUGUGUAUACGAAAUAAUAAUCAUGCAAAUUC
Messenger RNA from Paramacrobiotus metropolitanus, 1218 nucleotides. RefSeq lists its product as uncharacterized. Bases 304 to 948 code for a protein of 214 amino acids. The record is from RefSeq and is a predicted model, not a curated record. The transcript has 4 exons. NCBI's taxonomy places the organism in Eukaryota, Metazoa, Tardigrada, Eutardigrada, Parachela, Macrobiotidae.